AAUCUCCAGAAUAAAGGCAGAAGUGGUGGUGGUGGUGUGGUGCUAUCGGCGGUGACCGUCAUGUGUUUGCUAUAGAAAAAGGCUGCCCUGUCACAUAUUUUUCGCUCCAUCUGCAGGUGGCCAGGCAACAUUUCCUAACCCGGAAAGAGAAUAACGAGGUCGUCAUGGGAGGUAAAGUUAGUGGCAAGAUGGCUGCCGCCGGACGGGUCGUUCAGGCCGUGAGACCACAUGCGCCUUUAAUAAAGUUUCCCAAUCGAAAAGGCCAGCCAAGACCAAACGUAGCAGAAGCUCUGAAAAUGGUACUAGCCAGUCCUCCCACCGCAGCAGCAGCUUCUCCCAGCAUGGCAGCAUCGCCACCGCCACCAGUCCUACCACCGCCGAGACCGCCACCCGGACCGGUCAGCCGGCUACCCGGAGUCCCAGACACUAUCGCUACCGUUAGAGAUUUACCACAGAGGUAUCGCCGGAGGGUGCUUGCAGACGAAGAGAUGGAAUUCAUUCAGCGUGGCGGACCAGAGUGACUGCAACUAUCAGCAAUAUCUACCAGAGUCCUUAUUUGUUCUUUUUUUUUUUUUUUCCUCCGUUCUUCAGUUAUUGCCUAAUUUACUCCUCCACACGAUGAGGACUUUGCUGCCAUGUUUCAUCUUACCAAAUACAUACAAAAGAACAUUUAAUUUAAUUUUUAUUUUGUGAAAAAUGUACAUAAAGAUAUUUUUAAAGAUGUAGAUAUUUUACUGGAUGAUUUUGAAUUGUUGGUUCAUGGACUGUGUUCUUGCACCGGAAAUCUUAACCCAAGAGGAGGUUGAGUGUCUUGAAAAGUGUACUGGUGACAGUCCUACUUGAGAAAACAAGCUCUGGGAAGUGUCCAGUUUCUCUCACAAUAAGUACAUCUUGCAUCACCACACUCAGUCCAAAGCUGCUUUCGUUUGAAAUUGCACUUAAUGCUACCGUAAUCAUUACUCCCUCCCAGUUGAUCUCGACAAUGCCAGUCAGUCCACACACCAUCAUAUUUCACAGACAGGCAAGACGUCUAGUCUGUACAGUGAACAGUCCUGCUGCUUCUGUGGAGUGACGUUGGACACAGUGGGAUACAGGCGGUCUUCACUACUAUUAAAAGUAUUUAAUAUGA
This is a messenger RNA of Engraulis encrasicolus (European anchovy), 1129 nucleotides long. RefSeq names its product alpha-ketoglutarate dehydrogenase subunit 4 (gene kgd4). The coding region runs from base 165 to 521 and encodes 118 amino acids. The transcript has 5 exons. Lineage: Eukaryota; Metazoa; Chordata; Actinopteri; Clupeiformes; Engraulidae. Gene Ontology annotation, biological process: 2-oxoglutarate metabolic process. Gene Ontology annotation, molecular function: oxoglutarate dehydrogenase (succinyl-transferring) activity. The record is from RefSeq and is a predicted model, not a curated record.